Molecule: messenger RNA, 2092 nt
Organism: Trachemys scripta elegans
Lineage: Eukaryota; Metazoa; Chordata; Testudines; Emydidae
Product: mucin-3B-like
Exons: 11
Coding region: 1-1377 (458 amino acids)
Source: RefSeq, a predicted model, not a curated record
AUGACCUCAGCCGCCACCACCACCACCCCGGUGGAAACCGGCAGCACCCCGGCCGCGAGCACCACGACCCCGGUGGAAACAGGCAUGACCACAGACGCCACCGCCAUGACUCCGGUCGACACCGGCACUACUCCGGCUGCCACCGCCACCACCCCAAUGGAAACCACCACGUCCCCGGCCGCCACCACCAUGGCCCCGGUGGAAACCAGCACGACCACAGCUGCCAGUUCCACCACCCUGGUGGAAACCAGCCCACCCCCUACCUCGACUGCUGUGCCCACGUUGGCAACGACCACAACCCCAGCCACCACCACCUGGACCACAAAACCCAAGCCUUCCACCUCUACAGCUAGGCCUGCACUCGAUUGCCUGAAUGGGGGAACUGACGAUGGCAAGAAAUGCAUCUGCAAAAGUGAAUUCUACGGGCCGCUCUGCCAGUUUGCCAAUGAUGUUAUAGCCACCAACGUGAGUACAGUCAAGGCUGAGGUGAACGUUCAAGUGAAGGUCGUCAACCAGAACUUCACGGAGGAGCUGAACAAUAAAUCCUCUCCAGUUUAUAUGGAAUUCGAGGAGAAAUUCAAAGCGCAGAUGAAUAUAGUGUACAAGACCGUGACUGGGUACCAAGACGUUGUCAUCCUGGAGCUGAGGCUGGGCAGUAUUGUGGUUGACCACAGCGUGAUCAUCGAGGCCCCCCUGAGCAAUGAACUCGACAACACAUUGCAGUCCGUCACCAAGCAGGUGGUGAAGCAGCUGGAGGUCAUCAACACAACUACGGGGGACUGCACAGAAAAGCUCUGCUUCGUGGCUCCACCCAAUCCAGUCCUCAAAAAUGCCACCACAAAUUUUUCGGCUGCAGAUACCUGCAGGCAGAGCGUCCCCCAGAACUUCACCCAGUACUACUACCCCUACAUCACCGAGAAGGGCACCCUGACCUGCCUCACCAGGUGCUCCCAGGACCUGCCAGAUUUCCUGAACUGCAACUAUGGGCAGUGCCAGCUGAAGAUCUCCGGGCCCCAGUGCGCCUGUGCCAACAUGGAUGUGUUCUGGUACCCGGACGAUCGCUGCCAAACCCGUGUCAGUAAGGUGGGCGUGGGCAUGGCUGUUCCCCUGGUCAUCCUGUUCAUUGCCGGCAUUGUCCUCGCCGCCUUCCUGGUCAGAGCCAGGAAUGGGGGGUCCAAAGCCAGCCUGGACAGCUCUGUUGAGCAGCCAGAGGAUUACGAGGAGGAAAUGAGCAUCUCUGGGGGCAUCAUCAUCAAGAACGACGGAGCCUCGUACAAUGGGAGCGGCAGCAGAGGGACCUUCAGCCCUCAUCUCUCGGCCGUGGACCCCGCCAUCCCGAUGCACAUCCGGAGGCCGAAGCUCGUGAGCAGCCCCUGACCCAGUCGCGGCCCCGCCCGGGCGGUGCGAGGGAGCCCCGUUCAGGGCACUGUGAAUAGCCCAGGCCCAGUCCAGCCGCCAGGCCCCAUGGAUCUAGGGCCCCCACCCCUGGGGGAGGGGGCAGAAUCAGUUGGUAGAGCAGCUGCUGGAGAUGGAGAGGGAAGGGGCCUGUACGUGCGUCCUCCCCCCCUCUGGCCCCGGUGUAAAUCUGGCAUAACCCACUGACGCUGGUGUCAUUACCUCCAUGUGAAGGAACAGUUCAUGCGCCUUGCGGGGGACACGUCGGAUGCCGCCCCAUCCCACCCGCUCUGUUUAGUGCAAUAGGAUAUUUGGGCACAGCAGCCAGGCCAUGUCUACAAAGCACUUUAACCCAAACCUGCUCAAAUGGGCCCCCCCUGCAAUAAAUUAUUAACCUUUUUCGUGGUGGUAGUAUUAUUUGUAGCAGUAGCCGCAGCCGUAGCAGAAGCUAAGGCCAUCCUGGGAUACAUAAAUGGGGGAAUGUCAAAUAGGGGCAGAGAGGUGAUUUUUGUGACACUCUGUACCUCAUGGGAACACCCAGCACCCCCUGUUCAUCCUUGUAAAAUGAUUCUGUGGUGUCCAGUGCAAAGUUUGUCAUGUCGGGGGUCUUUGGAAGGCUCGUGAUUCACUGAACAUCGUUGUUAUAGUAAUGUUAUAGGUUAUAAUUUCAUAUAUAUAGUUCUAAGGGUGAAAACGU